Molecule: messenger RNA, 1373 nt
Organism: Phytophthora nicotianae INRA-310
Lineage: Eukaryota; Oomycota; Peronosporomycetes; Peronosporales; Peronosporaceae
Exons: 6
Coding region: 151-936 (261 amino acids)
Biological process (GO): maturation of SSU-rRNA from tricistronic rRNA transcript (SSU-rRNA, 5.8S rRNA, LSU-rRNA)
Cellular component (GO): nucleolus; preribosome, small subunit precursor
Source: RefSeq, a predicted model, not a curated record
AUAUUACACAAAAUUGGCGAAACUGGUGCCGAACCUUACAGUUAUUAUUCGCAUUAAAACGGCGAGUAAUAAAUCGCUUUCCAUUGGUUGAUUUUAGCAGCAAGUUGCCGGCCAACCAACUUGCACCGAAUCGACACUUUUUCGAUUGCCAUGGCGCCGACAGCAGGAACUCGCCUUCGCUUCAAGAACGCGCGCUCCAAGAAGCCGCAACAGGCCAAAAAAGUCCCAUCGCUCAAAAACCGCAUUCGAGGUCUCGAGCGUUUCCUCAGUCGCGGGGGCGUAGCUGAUGCCACGCGAAGAGCAAAGAAAGCGGAACUCGAGCAGCUCAAGGAGGAGCACGACAAGAAGGAGAAAACUGCGCUAGAAAGAAAGAAUGCAGAGAAGUACAAAAGACCGCGUUUUUUCGAGCGUGUGAAGGUCAUGCGCAAGCUGCGUCAGGCCAAGAAUCGCCUUGACCAGGCAACUGACGAUGCGGAACGCGCUGAACACGAGAAGAAGUUCAAGACGUACUGCAAGGAGAUGAUGUACAUUUACUACUACCCCAAAGCUGAACCCUACAUCUCGCUGUUCCCAUCUACACCUCACUCUGAGGAGGAUCAGAAGCGCCAGAAAGAGCUUCGUGCUGAGGCAAUUUCUCGCUUCGAGAAGGAACAGCCUACAGAAGAAUUCCACCAGUUCUGCUUCAAUGACGGUAAGUCGAAGGAUUCUACUUCUGCAAGUGAGAGACCGGCCGUGGAACUCUUGCUUAAGAAGCCUUCAAAGGAACAAACCAAGAAGCAGAAGAAAGCUCGUAGUAAACGGGACAAGUCUGGAGAGAAGACGAAGCAUACUCCCGCUCUUGUUGACCAAGACGACGAAAUGCCUGAUGCUCCAAACGCAACUAGUGACAAGGACGAUGAAGACGAAGAACAGGAAGAAGACGACUUUUUCCUGUGAACUCAAUUGCCAUAAAACCCGUCGAUUUGUUUACAGGAAUAUCGCAAUUGUACUUUCAGUGGUUGUUGGAAUUAUUACUAAUAGUCUUUACGCUGACGAGCAGGAGAACUUACAAAGGCUGUAGGAAAUGAGGAAAACUUGAAAAGUUGCUAGAUCAGGAUUGACGGGCCUGACACGUCUACUGUUUGCUGCUCUGAAUCGGUGAUCAUCUCAGCUUCCGCUUGGGACGCAGCAGCAAGGGCGUUCAUGUUUGUAAAACUGAAAGAUCUGAAGGCAUCUGAGAGUUUCGAGUCAUCGGGACUACCAUACAUCCCACUAGGAAAUCGAAAGAUGCUGUUGUUGUCUUCCGUCUGCUCGCCAUCGUCCACGCUCUCAGCCAUUCCAUCUAGCGUGCCUAGAGCUCCUGCGAUCCCCCACGACAUGUCCACAUCCGCUGU